Messenger RNA from Seminavis robusta, 1857 nucleotides. The record is from the annotation of a GenBank genome assembly. NCBI's taxonomy places the organism in Eukaryota, Bacillariophyta, Bacillariophyceae, Naviculales, Naviculaceae.
AUGACCACGAAUAAUGACCUGCAUCAGCAACAGCACUACUCACCCCAAACCCCAACUUGGAGGACUCAUCCACAACAGAGCAGCAACAGUAUGAAUGAAGCAGUAUCAACUUCCCAUCAUCACACUCCCAUUCGCUACGUCGACGAACGCACCAAAGCAGCCGGCCGCAAGGCAGAAUUGGAAGCCUUGCGAAGACUCAAUCAACUGACGGCUCGAAAGGCAGCGUUUUCCAAUACGGCCAUUUCACCGACAUCCACCAAUUUCUCCUCGUUUUUCCAACAACAAAAACAACGUCGAUUGGCCGCCAAGCAAUUGCGAUUGGGUGCCAUGACACAACUCCAACAGUUUCGACUCGAUGCCAAUGCGAUUCAAAUGAUCAACAAGAGAACCCCUCGUCAACCACAGACACCCACUCAAUCGGCAUAUUCCCGCAUGGCCCAAGUCGACUUUUUCGGAAGUCCGGAAUGGAGACAGCGAAAGCAAGAAGCAUUACGAAGACUACAGGCGUAUAGACAACAAGUCGACGUAGUGGCUACUGAAACUACAACUACGGAUACUGGAGAAUCCACCAAUCUGCCAGACACGGAACAGUCUUCGCCAUUGGAGGAAACAGAAAUAUUGGUGGUGAACAACAACGACCAUCAUCAGAGCCACAAUCAGGAGGAAGAAGAAGAAGAGGAUCCCACCGUCACACAUUUGGACUCUCUCUUGCUCGUACACUCGGAACUCAAGGGAUUCUUCACCACCGAUGGUGACUCCAUGGAGGACCACCCUCAGGAGCAAGAGGACAACCUUGUGGUGGACAACAACUACCACUCGGAAGCAACAAUCCACACUCCUUCUUGCAAGGAUGUCAGCAACAGCAAUAGUAACCACCAUUAUGAAUUCAAUGACGAAAAGAAGGAAGAAAUGGUGAUGGACAACGAGGAACAAGGUGGAACAUCGUUUCUAGAAUCGGCUCAGGAUAUGAUUGCCCAAUGUGAAGCUUUGUUGGCCGCCACUAGUCAUACAGAAGAAGAAGAGCCAACCAAAUCGGACGAUGAUGGAAGCGUUGAACUCACCACCAACAAGAGCCACGCCUCCAACCAUGACACACCCAAAGAACGAUCGUCUCCAACCGGAUAUGAUUGUGUCGCAAGCUCCACCAUUGAAGAUCACAUGAACUCUAUUAUGGCCAUGCAAGCAUCCCUGUCAUUCUCCAGGCAUACCCCGAGCACUGGCAGUCCCUGUAUCUCGCGGGCGGACACGGCAUCCACCAAUGCACUCGAUAAUACCACCAAUGGACACUUGAUCAUGACACCACAAACAUUUAAUAGUCCACAACAACAACCACCACCUCCAACAACCGAAGAGGACCAACAAGAAGAGCCACCACCCGUCGCCGGAACAUUUUGCGAAGACGACGCUUCUGGAAUUAGUUCCAUUGGAUCGUCCAUGGAACAGACGACCGUUCCUCGUGGUGCCGCCACUACGUUGAGUCGAGCAUCCAGUGCGUCGUCCUUGAGUUCCUUUUGGCAUCUCGACGAUCCACCGGAGGACACCAAAAGCACAGCGACCGGCGACACGAAUAGCCACAAGAAGAAGAAGGACAAGUACAGUCAGUUGAUUUGCAAUUCGGAACAAUAUCUACCCAACUUGCACUCCACAAAGGGAGCGUGUGAACGAUGCUUUGCCAUGGCAUCCACUGCCGAAAAGGCCAAAUUCCGAAAAAACGGGAGACAUGUCCGCAUCAUGGUGAUUCGGGGAGGAUGUCAUCGAGAUUGCACUGCCUAUCCUCGCACAGCCGACGAACCACCUGUUCGGCUCUGUCGCAAGUGUUAUUUUGAUUGUCAUCGAGCUCCCAAAAAGAAGAGGUAG